Suillus plorans is the source of this 663-nucleotide messenger RNA. RefSeq lists its product as uncharacterized. The coding region runs from base 1 to 663 and encodes 220 amino acids. Lineage: Eukaryota; Fungi; Basidiomycota; Agaricomycetes; Boletales; Suillaceae. The record is from RefSeq and is a predicted model, not a curated record. The transcript has 2 exons.
AUGCACCCCUGGCCUCCUUGCCUGGGGUUGGGUUGCGCCUACAAGCAACUAUGGGUUACACUUUGGGAAGAGCCCUGUAUUAUUUCGAUCUGUCAGAAAAUCAAUACACAUGUCUGGCAGUCAUCAACCUCAAAUGUUGCAGCUUCUGAAGCCGAAGCCGAAGAUUUCACUUCUGAUCUAAUGCACUUGGCCAUCGCUAAUGCUGGCCACAAAGAUUCAGAUUCUCUGACUAUCAAUGAAGAUCCCACACCUCCCAUAACCCCUACUUCACCAACAAUUGACACUCUGGCUGUCAUUGCGCCACCUGUCCUUCCCACUGUACCAGCUAUCACCCCUGCCAUGUUGCCUCAGGCCACUGAAACUAUCAUCAACCCAGUUCCCAGAUCCGCUGUUCAACUUCCAGUCUCACUCACAGGCAAUACUGUCAAUGUGCCCAUGGUCACUGUUACCACAGCCACUGAUGAAUUCCCGCCCAUUGUGCCUGCCACUGUAACUGACAUACCUGGCAAUGGGGAGACCCUGUCACAAGCUGUAGCCUCUGGGUCAUUGUCUCCUCAACGGGGUGGAGGCAAAAAGGCUGGGGUACUUGCACUGGUUUCAUUGUUGGAUAAUACAGCAGAGCAGCAACAUGGUCGGCCAAUAAGAAUACGCAAAAAGAAGUAG